GCAUGCGACAUGUGCAGGAAAAAGAAGAUCAAGUGCGAUGGCAAGACGCCAAACUGCACCCACUGCCAGAACUACAAGACGGAAUGCAUAUUUACGCAGGUGGAGAAGAAGCGACAGCCUCCAAAAGGAGCAAAGUACAUAGAAGGUCUCGAGAAUCGCCUAGCCCGCAUGGAGUCGCUCAUCAGGCUGUCCGGGAUAUUGCCUGAGGACGACGAUGGCCGAACCGAUCUGGGAACCCUGGAGAAGCGGCUUGCGGACAAGACCGGCCACCACAACGGCACCCCCGAGCCGUCGCGAAACUCGGACGCACAGAGUUCGACGUCUCGCCAUAACGGAUUCACGUCGCAUCGGAGCACACCAAUCCAGCCUGGACUGCCCAGUCCGGCCAGCGGCAUGACGUCGCCGGAGCCGGCCAAAAUAACAACAGAGACCAAUGGCGAGGACGAUGCGCUGGCCGAAAUGAUGUGCUCACUGGUGACGAACAACUGUGGUGAGACUCGCUAUAUUGGCUCUUCCUCGGGUUUCUCCAUUUUCUCCCCAAAAGGCAUACAAUGGGUGAACGACAAGACCGGAGACACAUCAUUCCAGGAGAUGAUCUCCACAGCUGCCGUAGAUGACAACAAAUGGAUCCAUUGGAAACCGGACGUCUUCCGCGACAUAUUUUCACGGCGCGUUUAUAAGCAACUCCCUCCAAAGAACGAGGCGCUAUCGUUGCUGAAGGACUACUUCGAGAACUUCAACUGCAUGUUCCCGUUAUUCCACGAACCGACUUUUAUGCAUCUCGUCGAUAAGCACUACUCACGGGAUCCUUACGAGGGCUCAGGCUGGUGGGCGAGUUUGAACGUUGCUCUGGCAAUAGCUCAUAGACUCCGCGUUAUGAGUAAUCUGGUUCCACAGGAGGAGGACCAAAAAGCGUGGGGCUAUCUGAAGAAUGCCCUUGCAGUGCAGACAGAACUCACCAUGCGCAACACAGACUUACUGAGCGUGCAAGCUCUUCUUGGCAUGGCCCUCUUCUUGCAGGGCACACCGAAUCCACAGCCAUCGUUCUUUUUUGUGGCUGCUGCUAUUCGUCUUUCUCAUAGCAUAGGCUUGCAUAAGCGAGGAUCAGGAUUCAAUCUCAACCCGUCCGAGAUUGAGCAACGUAAAAGAGUGUUCUGGAUAGCGUACAUGCUUGAUAGAGACAUCUGCCUGCGAUCGGGACGACCCCCAAUACAAGAUGACGAUGACAUGAAUGUAGAUCUCCCUAGUGAGGACCCCCCAGACAACAUCGGAAACAUCCCUCUCGCCAAUGGCAAAGGGAAGUUGAAUCUAUUCCGCCUGCUCUGUACCUUCGCUUGUAUCGAGAGCAAAGUAUAUAAACAGCUCUAUUCAGUGAAAGCGUCUAAACAGUCUGAUGGAGAGCUGCUCAACACUAUCGGCGAGCUUGAUAAGGAGUUGGAAAGCUGGAAAGACGCGAUACCCAUCGACUUUCGACCAGAACACGAAAUCAAAGCGAGUCAUACGCCACUCAUUUUGCACGUCGUGGUACUGCAUUUUGCAUACUACAAUUGCCUCACAACGAUACAUCGCAUGAGCGUGCAUCAUGGGUACUGGACUAGCCGCUUAUCGAAUUUCGCUAUCCAAGGACUCAAUGCGCGUCCUCUCAACCCAAGAGUAUUCUCGUCCGCUACGUUAUGCGUACAGGCUGCGCGGGCAUCCAUCCAUCUCAUUAAAUACAUCCCGAAAGGCGAUUACGCUUGUGUCUGGUUGAUCAUCUACUACCCUGUAUCGGCACUAGUAACGCUUUUCGCCAACAUUCUGCAAAAUCCUCAAGACACUCGGGCGCGAUCAGAUCUACGAUUGAUGAAUUUGGUCGUUGGGUUCCUGAGCCUAUUGUGCACUGAUGAAGAAAACGGUAGUGUCCGAAGGAUGCUAAGUGUCUGUGCUGAGUUCGAACGCAUUGCUAAAGUGGUACUGGAGAAGGCAGACAGAGAGAACUCGUCUAGACGAAAGCGCAAACAGGCGACAGACCAGGAUGCGGAGAUCAAUGCCACAGCACAGCAGAUACUGACGCCGGAAUUUCAAAACCGACAGCUCCAGUCGCGAGCUUCACAAGGACCUCCGCAUCAACAACCAGGAUCCCAGACCCCUCUUCCCGGCAUUUCAGGAAAUUUCAAUCCUGAAUUCAACGGCAACUUUGAUGAGCCGUUCCCAUUUUCUCCAGAUUUCACACACGCAAGCCUGAACAACACGGCUAGCCUCCUUGGUGGAUUCUCAUCUCCGUCAACAGCGAGCCAGAUGCUACCGACAAGCACUGCAGGACUUCCGGAUCUCUCGUUUGGAGCCCCGCAAAACCCGAACUCUGGUAACAUGAAUGGUAUUAGUAAUGGCAUGAACCCCAAUGGAACAAUUCAUGAUUCUCUCGACAUGGGCACGUUCCAACAACCUUUUCCGCAGGAUCUAUGGAAGAUGCCAAUGACACUAGAAUGGGAUUGGGCAGAUAUGACGGGCUACUCCGGGUAUGAAGAUGGCAUCUCGAUGAAUGGCGUCCUGCCAGAUUUAGGAGAGGGCGGAAGUAACGGUGUGAACGGGCAAAACCAGAACCCGGGAUGAGCCAUCUCCCUGCUUCUGUGGUGAAAAAGGAGCCCUUUUCAAUUAUGUUUUUUGUAUAUACCUGUUGCUCUUUUGGGAUGAUUUACGCGCUCUCGUCUCGUUUCUAUUCAUACUAGCCAUGACUUUAGGCUUAGGAUCUGUUGUCUGUAUCAUCAUCCUGGGCGUUUUUCAGCGGCGUAGUAUAAUGUUUUAAGUCCAGCGCAUAUUGGUGUACGGAUGUACAAAAUCAGGUAGACUGGAAAAUUUCAGGGC
Molecule: messenger RNA, 2844 nt
Organism: Mytilinidion resinicola
Lineage: Eukaryota; Fungi; Ascomycota; Dothideomycetes; Mytilinidiales; Mytilinidiaceae
Exons: 7
Coding region: 10-2592 (860 amino acids)
Biological process (GO): DNA-templated transcription; regulation of DNA-templated transcription
Molecular function (GO): zinc ion binding; DNA-binding transcription factor activity, RNA polymerase II-specific; DNA binding
Source: RefSeq, a predicted model, not a curated record